This is a messenger RNA of Prorocentrum cordatum, 735 nucleotides long. The record is from the annotation of a GenBank genome assembly. Lineage: Eukaryota; Dinophyceae; Prorocentrales; Prorocentraceae.
AUGAUGCGUCAGGGCAUGCUCAAGGAGCUGGCGGCGCUGGUGGCGGAGCUGGUCCGCCUCUCCGAGGGCAGCGCCGACGACGCGGCGAGCAGUCCUUCGAUCUCCGCGGAGGGCUCGGGCCCGGACCUGGCGGCCUGGUGGAGGGACGUGGCCAUGCAGCUGAGCCCGCUGCUGGAGAUGCUUGAGCGCGUCGUGCCUGGCGUGGAGGCAGAGGUGGAGAAGCGCGACACCACGACCCCCGACGAGGUGAAGGCCCUUUUGCCGAGAAGUGUGCUGGGUUUGCUACCCGCGCCGCGCCCGUUCGUCUUGCGGACCCUGCGGGGCAGCGAGUUCGCCCACUUGGCCUGUGAGCAUUGCCUAGUCGGGUGCCUCGCUGAAGGCCCGCUGGGCGACCUGUGGGAGGAGGAGGAUGCGGAGGGUGCCCCCACCAAGCCGGCCGCCAAGCCGAAGAAGGCAAAGCCCGCAAAGGCCGACAAGUCCGCGACGACCUCCCAGGACCGCGGUGGCAGCGCGGGAGCGUCCUCCAGAAGCAGGGCGCAGGCGUCGCCAGAAUCAGCCGGGGGCCGCCGCACCAGGCGGGCCUCCCCGCCCGACGACGCGAAGGGCGGCUCGUCCUCCGCCGGCGCGGCCGCAGCUCCAGCGACGCUGCAGCAGCAGCUGGAGGCGGCGGCGGCGGCCGGCGUGGACGUCGCGGCGCUGAUGAAACAGCUGCAGGCGCAGGCUACCCGAGUGUGA